GUCAGCUACGCCGCUUUGUUGACUUAUCAGAGCUGCAGCCAUGUGCGAAACUCAUUCUGAUUUUCCAGCACAGCCGCAAUUCACGCUCAGUCGAAAUCUGGAGACCAUUGAGCGUACAUUUAAUUAGAAUAAGUGUUCCGAAAAAAAUAUACACUAAAAUAAAAACACUACUACACUGUGAACUUGAAGAAAACAAUGUCGAGCAAGAUAAAAACGUUGAUUUCCGGUCGUGGGCUGACGUUGUUGUUUUUUCAAAUUGGAUUAUUGAUGGUGGGAAUGCUCAUUUCCGUGCCAGGCGCCAGUUCUUUAACCGAUGACAAUGUUGAAGCCUCCAACAUAAGCACCAUCGAACGCCUUCAGAUGAAUUUAUUUAUUAAUUACGAUGAGAACACUCAACCUACUGUCGGAGGACAGCCGACGAAUAUAUCUCUUGGUCUUAAUGUCAAUUAUAUAGACAUCGAUGAGCUCAACGGCAAAAUCACACUACAUUGUUGGUUAAACGCUCGCUGGAAAGAUGAACAGCAUUCGUGGAAUGCCCGGGAAUAUGACAACAUAACCAAGGUGCAUUUAUCCGGUCACAAGUUGUGGAAACCGCAGAUAACGCUCUUCAAUUCAGCCGUCGAGGAGGGAAACUUUCUGGUGAGCACGCAAUUGAUACUGUCCAGCGAUGGCACCGUUCUCUGGGUGACUCCGGCCGUCUAUACGGCGUACUGUUCUCUCAAUAUGCGCAAUUGGCCGUAUGAUGUGCAAACGUGUAAACUGAAGAUUGGCACCUGGUCCCUGAACAAUAUUGAGGCCGUCUACAAUAAGGAAAGUCACGAGCUCAACUACGAGAAUCUCGUGCAGUCCACGGAAUGGGAAAUUGUCAGCGGAUCAAAUAAAUUUGUGCACCAGGACUUUUACAAUUAUAUUGAGUUUACAUUUACGGUUAAACGACGCUCCUCAAUGUACACUGCUGUCAUCUAUACACCUGCCACUUGCAUUGUUCUUCUUGCACUGUCCACAUUCUGGCUGCCACCACAAAUGGGAGAGAAGAUUCUCCUGAACGGCAUCCUUAUCGUCCUGAUCUCCGCUUUCCUCAUGUACUUUGCGCAGCUGUUGCCGGUGCUGGCCGAGAAUACGCCACUAAUUGUGGUUUUCUAUAGCGCCAGUCUGCUCCUGCUGAGUUUAUCCAUGAUCAUUGAGGUCGUGGUGCUUUAUCUGGCCACAGCUCAGCACAAGCGUCGUCUGCCCGACUUCCUGAAGCGACUAUUGAACGGCAAACUGGGAACCUGGCUGCAUCUCUCCUAUUUCAGCAACGAGAGUGAAUCGCGUUCGGCAGGAAAUGGCAAUGGAAUCGUCAAGGAGCUGGACGAGCAUAUCUACGAUAAUGCAGAUGAGCCCAUCAAUCCGCUGGACAUCAAUUCAAGUGAAAUGCCCUCGGCACGUGCCCUCCAGUACGAUUGGGUGCUCCUGGCCACCGCUGUGGAUCGGAUUUGCUUUAUUGCCUUUGGCUUGGUCUACGUGGUGCUGUGCAUCGUCUACGCCGUCUAAAAUUGAAGGUGUCCACAUCCUGCUAAUCUCGGUUAGGUGACGGCUUUGUAUUUCUAUUACUCAAUUUUUAUUCCUUGUUUUUAUGCCCAAAUUAGAAUUAUAAAUAUGUGUAC
Messenger RNA from Drosophila innubila, 1646 nucleotides. It is a transcript of the gene nAChRbeta3, whose product is annotated as neuronal acetylcholine receptor subunit alpha-5. Gene Ontology annotation, cellular component: membrane; synapse; neuron projection. Lineage: Eukaryota; Metazoa; Arthropoda; Insecta; Diptera; Drosophilidae. The transcript is spliced from 4 exons. Bases 196 to 1533 code for a protein of 445 amino acids. Gene Ontology annotation, molecular function: transmembrane signaling receptor activity; neurotransmitter receptor activity; extracellular ligand-gated monoatomic ion channel activity. Gene Ontology annotation, biological process: regulation of membrane potential; nervous system process; monoatomic ion transmembrane transport. The record is from RefSeq and is a predicted model, not a curated record.